AUGGCAAUCCUUCUGACUGGGGGCACGGGCAAAACAUCGAUCCGAGUAGCGCGCUUCCUCCACAAUGAAAAUAUCCCCUUCGUACUGGCUUCCCGUCGUGGCCAGUCCGCUGCUCCUCCGGACAUGCCGGCGGUCAAGUUCAACUGGCUAGAGAAGGAUACCUGGCGCAUUCCAUUCGACUACAAGUUUGCCAAUGAUCAGGUAAUCUCCGCCAUCUAUCUGAUGGAACCACAGGCGCCGGAGCCAUGGAAGCCCUUGAAUGAGUUCAUCGACUACGCGCGGGAGAAGCAUGGCGUCCGUCGCUUCGUCCUCGUGGCUGGUAGCUCGGCCGAAUGUGGGAAGCCGGGCAUGGGCAUGGUUUGGCAACAUUUUCUGGACAGACAGGUGGAUUAUUGCAUCGUGCUGAUGUUUGCUCGCUGGUCAGAGAAUCUAACUGAGGAUGGUCCGCGCCAACUCAUCCGUGAUCAAGGCAAGAUCUAUACGGCCUGCGGGCAGGGCAAAAUCCCGUUCGUCAGCGCUACGGAUAUCGCGGCCGUCGCCUAUCGCGCUCUGACGGAUCCCGACUCACACAACUGUGACCACCGGGUGCUGGGACCCGAGCUCUUGACGUACGACGACAUUGCCGAGAAGCUAAGCAGUGUCCUGGGGCGAACGAUCGAGCACGUCAAACUUUCAGGAGAAUCGCGGUACCCCCUAGGGACUGAUAAACGCGGGGGUCUCCCAGUACUAUGCGGGCUUCUUGACAAAGCUGGAGGUUGCGGCCUCGACUGGGUUCGAGACACGGGAGAAUGA
This is a messenger RNA of Aspergillus clavatus NRRL 1, 792 nucleotides long. RefSeq lists its product as uncharacterized. The record is from RefSeq and is a predicted model, not a curated record. Lineage: Eukaryota; Fungi; Ascomycota; Eurotiomycetes; Eurotiales; Aspergillaceae. Bases 1 to 792 code for a protein of 263 amino acids. The transcript is spliced from 2 exons.